AGAAGUCAAUAUAUUUUUAUUUUCGAAAGGAACAAAUAUUAAAUAUUUACUUACAAUCAUGUACUCGAAGCGGUGUUUGACCUGAAUAAUUAAACUUAUACCUAAACUUGAAGCAAAAUAUAGUACUUAUUAAUUCUCCAUUAGUCAUUCAUUCACUAUUUCCGGCUGGAACUACUAUAAAUCAUUUAUUCUAUGUAUAAAUAAAUGGUGAGUGGUAACAUAUUCAGGCUUUUCAACUCUCCUAAUAAUUUCAUUGGGCUUUAAAAAGUUGCAGAAGACUCUACAAAAUAUUGAUUCACUCGUCAAAGAAAAAACAAUAAUAAAAAAAAGAGAUUGACUCAGACCCUUUGAUCCGCCACCAACUUCUUCAAUCUCUUCAUUUUUUUUUUCUUUUGAGAAAACCAUCUUGUUUUCUAGGUUAGGGCACCAAGUGUUCGAUCAAACGACAUGAACCAGAAAAGUCAGACGGCGAUGCGGAUGGUGCAGCCUCUGAGGAGCAUCGUGCCAGCAGCCGAGAACAACAUAAACGCCAAAUUCAUAGUGGUGGACAAAGGCCGCGUGGCUAUGGAGGGCCAGUUCAAAACAUGCCUGGCGCUGGUCGCCGACGAGACUGCCGCCGUGCACUUCCAGCUCUGGGGCGACGAGUGCGAGGCGGUGGAGGCCGGCGACAUAUUGGUGCUCAGGAACGGCAUAUUCUCCUACAGCCGCAGCAGUCUGUUGCUGAGGGCCGGCAAGAGAGGCACGGUGGAGAAAGUGGGCGAAUUCACCAUGCCUUUCGUGGAGACGCCCAAUUUGAGCGAGAUGCGGUGGGCACCUGAUCCACGCGCCGCCAACAAAUAUGUGCAGCAAGCUGUCUUCUCCGCUCAUUCACGUAUUUUUCCGCCCCCGCGUUAGCCACUUCCUUUGUAUUUUCGCAAAUUUGCACUAAACCUUGAAUAAAAUUCAAUUUCUCUCUCUUUUUUA
Salvia miltiorrhiza (redroot sage) is the source of this 963-nucleotide messenger RNA. RefSeq lists its product as uncharacterized. Gene Ontology annotation, cellular component: SOSS complex. Gene Ontology annotation, molecular function: DNA binding. Bases 448 to 894 code for a protein of 148 amino acids. Gene Ontology annotation, biological process: double-strand break repair via homologous recombination; mitotic cell cycle checkpoint signaling; response to ionizing radiation. The record is from RefSeq and is a predicted model, not a curated record. The transcript has a single exon. NCBI's taxonomy places the organism in Eukaryota, Viridiplantae, Streptophyta, Magnoliopsida, Lamiales, Lamiaceae.